ACAACUCACUACCUUCAACUUUACAAUGUCACUAUUAUUUUAAUAAUUAGAACGAAGAAGAAACAAAUAUUUCUUUCUAUUCUUCUAUCUAUAUAUAAAUACAUAGAUAUACUUUUCUGAUCACAAUCAACAAUGGAAAAUUGCUCUAGAGAGAUGGAUAAGGAGGUCACAACACCACUGCUAGUGAAUGAUAAUGAGAUAGAGAGCACAUUUGUUCAAGAACUCAAGAGGGUCAGUUUCAUGGCAGCUCCAAUGGUAGCUGUCACUGUGUCACAGUAUCUUCUUCAAGUGGUUUCUCUUAUGAUGGUUGGACAUCUUGGGAUUCUUGUUUCAUUCUCGGGUGUUUCCAUUGCCAUGUCUUUUGCUGAAGUCACUGGCUUCAGUGUCCUUUUAGGAAUGGCUGGUGCAUUGGAAACACUAUGUGGCCAAACCUAUGGUGCAGAAGAAUAUGGAAAACUAGGAAACUACACAUGCUGUGCAAUCUUAACACUACUUGUAGUUUGUUUACCUAUAUCACUUGUAUGGAUAUUCACCGAUAAAAUCCUAUUGAUGUUUAGUCAAGACCCUGAUAUUUCUCAUGUUGCUCGUGAGUAUUGCAUAUACCUAAUUCCAGGUCUAUUCGGUUACGCGCUUCUUCAAGCAUUGAUUCGAUAUUUCCAGACUCAGAGUAUGAUCUUUCCCAUGCUUUUUAGCUCACUUACAGCUCUAGUUUUGCACAUUCCUAUUUGUUGGAUUCUUGUUUUUAAAUUUGGAUUGGGACACAUUGGAGCUGCUUUGGCAAUUGGAGUUUCUUAUUGGUUGAAUGUGAUUUUGCUUUGGAUUUAUAUUAAGUACUCUCCGUCGUGUCAAAAAACCAAGAUUGUGUUCUCUACUCAUGCUUUGCUUAAUCUACCAGAGUUCUUCAAAUAUGCUAUUCCUUCUGGACUCAUGUUUUGCUUUGAAUGGUGGUCCUUUGAGAUUCUUACAUUACUUGCUGGACUUUUACCUAAUCCUCAACUUGAAACCUCAGUUCUUUCUGUCUGCCUGAACACGACGACAUUGCAUUACUUCAUUCCAUACGCCGUUGGAGCUUCUGCAAGUACUCGUGUUUCGAACGAAUUAGGAGCAGGGAAUCCAAAGACAGCUAAGGGAGCUGUUCGAGUUGUUGUUAUUAUUGGAAUUGCAGAAGCAAUUAUUGUCAGCACCUUCUUCCUAUGUUUUCGAAAUAUUUUAGGAUAUGCUUAUAGCAAUGAUGAACAAGUUGUGAAUUAUAUAGCGAAAAUGGUUCCACUUCUCUGUGUUUCUGUUAGCGCCGAUAGUUUAAUCGGCGCACUUUCAGGGAUUGCAAGAGGAGGUGGAUUUCAGGAAAUGGGAGCUUAUGUGAACCUUGGAGCAUACUAUAUAGUUGGAAUUCCUUUGGGUUUGUUAUUAGGUUUUCAUCUAAAACUAAAUGCUAAGGGUUUAUGGAUGGGAACUUUAUCAGGAUCUGUUCUAAAUGUGAUUAUAUUAGCUAUUGUAACAGCCUUAACUGAUUGGCAAAAAGAGGCAAGAAAAGCAAGGGAGAGGAUGAUUGAUCAGUCAAUAAAAAGUAGUAAUAGUAACUGUGACAUGUGAAGGAGGCAUGUUUGUUUGUUUCAUAGUGUUCAAGUUCUUGUUUUUUGUGGGGAAUGAAGAGAUUUAAUUGUAUAAACAUAUAGUACUAAACAACAACUAUGUACAUGUGAUGUUUGUACUCCAUUGGUAUCAUAAAUCUGAUCCCAUCCCACAUACUUUAAGUUAAGAAUAUGUUUUGCAGGAUUUGUCAUGGGCCAAUCACUUAUGAUAACAUAAAUUAAUUCCUAUUAUUUCUUAUGUCUAAA
Lathyrus oleraceus (garden pea) is the source of this 1838-nucleotide messenger RNA. RefSeq names its product protein DETOXIFICATION 9. Gene Ontology annotation, cellular component: membrane. Gene Ontology annotation, biological process: xenobiotic detoxification by transmembrane export across the plasma membrane. NCBI's taxonomy places the organism in Eukaryota, Viridiplantae, Streptophyta, Magnoliopsida, Fabales, Fabaceae. The transcript has 7 exons. The record is from RefSeq and is a predicted model, not a curated record. The coding region runs from base 133 to 1593 and encodes 486 amino acids. Gene Ontology annotation, molecular function: xenobiotic transmembrane transporter activity; antiporter activity.